Molecule: messenger RNA, 835 nt
Organism: Ornithorhynchus anatinus (platypus)
Lineage: Eukaryota; Metazoa; Chordata; Mammalia; Monotremata; Ornithorhynchidae
Gene: SDHD
Product: succinate dehydrogenase complex subunit D
Exons: 4
Coding region: 36-500 (154 amino acids)
Biological process (GO): mitochondrial electron transport, succinate to ubiquinone; tricarboxylic acid cycle
Cellular component (GO): membrane; mitochondrial envelope
Molecular function (GO): heme binding; ubiquinone binding
Source: RefSeq, a predicted model, not a curated record
GGUGGGGCCCGUGACCUUGGGGGCAGCGGGGCGCCAUGGCGGGCCUGAGGCGGCUGAGCGCGCUGGCGGCGGCCCGCGGGGCCCGAGCUCUCCUCCUCGGCGCCCCCGGGGCCAGACCCGCCUUGGCCGUCAUCGCCCGGCAGGACCGGCCCGGGCUCCAGCCAGCCCACCUCACCCCCAGCCGCUGCGCCGGCUCCAAGGCCGCGUCCAUCCACUGGACGUCGGAGAGGGCCGUGAGCCUCCUGCUCCUGGGCCUCCUCCCGGCCGCCUACCUGAGCCCCAGCUCCGUGAUGGAUUACUCUCUGGCUGCCGCCCUCACCCUGCACGGCCACUGGGGUCUCGGGCAGGUGGUGACCGACUACGUCCACGGGGACGCGCUGGUGAAAGGAGCCAACGCCGGCCUCCUGGCGCUGUCGGCCGUCACCUUCGCCGGCCUCUGCUACUUCAACUACCACGACGUGGGGAUCUGCAAAGCCGUCGCCCUGCUGUGGAGCCUCUGAGCUCCACCCUGACCCCACCCCCACCCCCAGCCGCCUGCCACCGCCGCGGGGCCAAGGGAUCCAACGAUGAAGGCAAAGGGGCCCCUCGGGGGAGGCUUCAAACCCCCACUUUGGAGGGAGACAGCUGGAGAGCGGGAGGGGGGCCCAUCAAGCUUGCAGGCCGUCCAGUGUGAACCCUCAGUUUCCCCGAAUUUAGGGUAUGGGACUCAGCAUUUGGGAUGGGGUGUCUCGCAAGUCUGCUCCUCCCGCACCAGUAAUGCUACCUGAGCGCCACAGCCUACGACAAAGGGGGAAAAUGUUUAAUUCGCACAAUAAAACAUUUCAGACCACAGUCA